AUGAGUUCAAAUUCUUCUGCAUCGACAGCUUUAGGGACUGUAGCUACAGUAUGCUGGUGUAUCCAACUUAUUCCACAGAUUUAUUAUAAUUGGAAACGAAAGGAUUGUACCGGAUUUCCUCCAAUCAUGAUGUUCCUUUGGGUCGUGUCUGGAAUUCCUUUCGGUAUAUACUUUUGCAUCAGUAGAGCAACUUUGAUUUUACAGAUACAGCCCCAUUUAUUCAUGUUUUUCUGUUGCAUCAGUUUUAUACAAACAUGUUAUUAUCCUCCUGUUAAAUUAAACGUUUGGAAAAUUGCUCUGAUAUUGAUAGGUAUAGCUAUAUCAGCAGUUGGAUUAGAGGUUGGGUUUGUACUCGGAUUACGUCCACUAUAUGAUAGAGGUAUCAAAUGGCCUGACCUAAUAUUUGGUAUUAUCGCUACAAUACUAUUAGCUGUGGGCUUGCUUCCACCAUAUUUUGAACUUGCAAAGAGGAACGGCAGAGUUGUAGGAAUUAACUUUCUAUUCCUGUUCGUCGAUUCAUUGGGAGCAUGGUUGUCUAUUUGCAGUGUCGCAUUAGGUAAUAUGGAUAUAAUGGGGAUUAUAUUAUAUGCUGUAAUAGCUGCUAUGGAACUAGGUAUUUUCUUAUCUCAAUUCAUUUGGUGCUGCAGAUUCAAAUGGCUUGGAAAUGAAAAGUCACCUCCUUCAGAUAUAGUGUCUACCGAAGAUGACGCUAGUAGACUGUCCAGUAACUUAAAUGAAGAGACAUUCAAGAAUGAAGAAGUUGAACGUAAGGGAAAAGAGGAAGUGCAUAUUGCCCGCCAGUCUAGCUGGGACAAGGACUUAGAAUUGGGACAAUAG
Messenger RNA from Naumovozyma dairenensis CBS 421, 837 nucleotides. Its product is annotated as PQ-loop repeat-containing protein. The record is from RefSeq and is a predicted model, not a curated record. NCBI's taxonomy places the organism in Eukaryota, Fungi, Ascomycota, Saccharomycetes, Saccharomycetales, Saccharomycetaceae. The transcript has a single exon. The coding region runs from base 1 to 837 and encodes 278 amino acids.